UCUAACUGGCAACUGUGCGCUAGUGCUGCUGGUCAUGCGCGACCCGCGUCUGCACACGCCCAUGUACUACUUCCUUUGCCACCUGGCCCUGGUGGAUGCCGGCUUCACCACCAGCGUGGUACCCCCACUGCUGACCAACCUGCGGGGAUCCGCGCUCAGGCUGCCCCGCGGCGGCUGCAUGGCGCAGCUGUGCGCGUCGCUGGCCCUGGGAUCUUCUGAGUGCGUCCUGCUGGCGGUGAUGGCGCUGGACCGCGCGGCCGCCGUGUGCCACCCGCUGCGCUACGCGGGUCUCGCCUCGCCUCGCCUCUGCCGCGCGCUGGCCUGCACCUCCUGGCUGGGCGGUCUCACCAACUCCGCUGCCCAAACCGCGCUCUUGGCCGCGAGGCCGCUCUGCGCGCCCCUCCAGCUGGACCACUUCAUCUGCGAGCUCCCCGCGCUGCUCAAGCUGGCCUGCAGCGGCGGCAGAGACACCAUCGAGCGCCAGAUGUUUGCCGCCCGCGUGGUUAUACUGCUGGUGCCAUCCACCGUCAUCCUGGCCUCCUAUGGCGCUGUGGGCCACGCCAUAUGGAGCAUGCGGUCCAGCGGAGGCCGGAGGAAAGCUGUGGUUCUGAGAAUGGAACCCAGGGCCUCAUGCACAAUAGGCAAGCACCAUCGCACUGAGCUACAUCCCCACACUUGGACAUACUGUUUUAAGCACAAAGGAUAAGUAUGAAGGGAAG
Messenger RNA from Marmota monax (woodchuck), 719 nucleotides. Its product is annotated as putative olfactory receptor 2I1. The coding region runs from base 35 to 706 and encodes 223 amino acids. The record is from RefSeq and is a predicted model, not a curated record. Gene Ontology annotation, biological process: G protein-coupled receptor signaling pathway. Gene Ontology annotation, molecular function: G protein-coupled receptor activity; olfactory receptor activity. Gene Ontology annotation, cellular component: membrane. The transcript has 2 exons. Lineage: Eukaryota; Metazoa; Chordata; Mammalia; Rodentia; Sciuridae.